Molecule: messenger RNA, 861 nt
Organism: Guillardia theta CCMP2712
Lineage: Eukaryota; Cryptophyceae; Pyrenomonadales; Geminigeraceae
Exons: 7
Coding region: 1-861 (286 amino acids)
Source: RefSeq, a predicted model, not a curated record
AUGUUUGAUUGGUUCUCGAUCCUCCAUAUUUUCACAAUCUUAAAGACCCUUUUGUCUUCACAACGUGGAUUGUUUGGAAAGAUCUUUGCGUAUGUGUUGGUCCUUCUGAUCAAUACUUUUGGCAAGGUUGAGAGUAGAGGUCUACGGGAAGAAAUCAUUCGGAUUGCUGCUGUCACCUUGAUUCUGGAGAUUGCAGAUCAAAAGAAAGAUUUCCAAGGCCACAUGCCUGUCUCAGCGAUCCAACUGCCCGAAAAUUUCGAGCAGCAGAUUCAUUCAGCCUUACAGAUCAUGGCUCUGAUCGUGGCGGGCGAGGACCAUCAGAUCGAAGGGGAUUGUUGCAGGUUCAGUGCAAGUCCAGCUGCUGUGAUCAUGGCUUCGGGUCUUGUUCGUGCCAUGGCAACUCUGGUUGCAGCUGCGAUGGAUGAGAACGAGUACCUUACUUGCAUGCAAGUGUUGAGAGGUCAACUCCUCGCAUUACCUGGGGUCAGCUUUCAUGCAUGGGCGAUGUGGGUGAUAUGGCCUGGCAAGCAAGCGGGAACGAAGCGUUCAGCAGUAGAUCUUGCCAACAUGUAUCAAGAGCAUCGACAUGAAGUGAAGCGGAGACAGGAUGAAACCAGACGGUUGCAAAAUACCAUCAAGGACUUGAGGGCAGAGAAUCAGACUCUCAGGAUCACAAACAGAAACCUUACAGAACGCAUAAACGAGCUUCUAGCUCAGGGCCAUGGUAGAGUGGACACAAACGCAUCUAUGGCUGGGGACAAUCAUGAUUGCCUAGGCACACUGGGAAAGCAAUUUUGUAAAUGUGAAGGGAAAGCUGAGCGCUUGAAAUCUCUGGCGGAAAGAUUUCCUCCAUACCUGUAA